GGAGGAUGAAAGUGCUAGAACAGAUGUAUGUCUCGAAUGGAAGGACCUAGCCUCGCCUGGACAGACAUCGGCAACCCCACUCAGCAAGUUGGUCCAAGCAUAGAGUCGCGUAUCAUCUGUUCAAUGCAACGGCCACAGAACCAAUGCAUCCUGACGUGAUUUUACUCGAGAUUGGCGCUGACACGUGGUACAGGACGUGCUGCAAUAUAAAUUAGGAGGAAUCCCUUUCACCUUUCCAGUUCUUAGUCCCAUCUACAUUGAGGCGAUACUAGAUCUAAUACAUCACCCCAUUACCUCAGUACGAGGCUGCAACUUGAAUACACUAUGGAGGCGUUGUAUCUUACAGACCUUCUGCAACAUCGACCUCUGGGUACUUACGGCGCAACAUCCUCCAAGACGUUACAUUUUCGAAAUGUACCUCUCGACACUGGCGUAAUCAACCUAUACGGAUGUACUUCGGUCAUCGUAAUUUCAGAAGAAGGUCUUUGGAUAUCCCACUUCUUUGAAAAUCCCUCCUUCGUCAACGGUCAGUCCCAAUUUCACCACGACGUGAUUUGGAUGGGUUUAGGAUCUGGCGACGGCCCUGCGUGGCAUGAGGAAGGCCUCUGGAAUUUGGCUUACCCAGGGGGCAUCCUCGGCUACACUAGCAACCCGAAGGCGUUUAUCAUCACACCAAGAAUCCGUACGCAACCUCCUGAGGCUGCUUUGCCCGGUCUGCUCUUGUACGCCAACGAAGUCGGGCAAAUCGCAACGAGACUUCAGACCUUGAUACCCAGCGCUGCCCCGCCAGUGGUCAUCGACUACAUACCCAGGGGUCCUGAUGAAUUAUAUCAACUCAUCGGAGUCUUUGCCAACACGCAUGGCAAAGUUCUCCUCGAGUACAAUCCAUCCCAUGAUUUGUUUGACUACGCGAAUGUUAAGCUUACAGUUGAAGACAACCUUGUAUUCUCGGACCGUUGGAUAGCUCGCCCAGACCAAAUCGUUCAUUAGGUGGGAAUCAGAGUUCAACAGUCCUAUGUUCGACGCAGUUAUGGGUAAUCAAACUUGCUUGGAGCGAUCCUAGUCUUGUUCGGCAUGAUGUGUAGAACAACCAAUAGAUUAAGGGAUGGUUUGGUGCAAGGUAACGCAUUCCAAAGUGUAUGGAGCAGACGAAUACGCGACAUUGGGUUGAGAAUGUUGAAGUGAAGUCUAGGUU
Messenger RNA from Dothidotthia symphoricarpi CBS 119687, 1195 nucleotides. RefSeq lists its product as uncharacterized. The coding region runs from base 325 to 990 and encodes 221 amino acids. NCBI's taxonomy places the organism in Eukaryota, Fungi, Ascomycota, Dothideomycetes, Pleosporales, Dothidotthiaceae. The record is from RefSeq and is a predicted model, not a curated record. The transcript has 2 exons.